GAACACAACUCUUUCCGCAAACGUCACAUUGGCGGGAAGUCGAUACGCUGUCAGACGAGACAUUUAAACUUCACCAAAACAGCUCUGGAGGUGCAACUAACCAACUAACGGACCUUUGAGACGCUUACAGCUGUUUCCUGAACUUAGAGCAACCAUGUCUACUACUUCUGUAUCCAAGGGCUGCUUUGUUUUUAAACCGAGUGCAAAGAGAAAGAAGCAGGAUCUCGAUUUGGAGAGUCACUUCAUCAGGGGCUGUGAGGAUGCUGAGAGCAGUGAAAUCCGCUUCAAACUCUUCCAGGAUCUGUGGAAUGACAUCAAAAAUGACACUGAGGUUUUACAGAACGACCUCAACAGAAGAAUCUCGGACAGCUUGCUUGAGUUCACCAGGAAGUGUUCUUCCACUCGGCAUCACAGCGACUGGGCCUCACGGAUGAGGGCCAGUGAAAUUCCCACAGCCGCUCUUCUGCUGGGUGUGAACAUGCCAGAUCAUGACAUGACCGUUCAAAGUCUCUCUGACCUGCUCCGGCAGUCUGUCACCCCUCAUGUGGCCGCCGUUCAGGCCAAAGAGUGCGGAGCAUUGAAGCAUUUGAUGAAGACGGUCCUGGAGAGGUUCAUGGAUACAGAGGUGGAUGUAGAUGAUGAAGAUGAGGGGGCUCCUGAGCAGACCAGUACUCAACUCCACAAGAGCACCCGCUGCUCUCUCGGUACACUCUGCGACUGGUACAUCUCAAAAACAAAGGAAUCCAACAGUGGGACACCUGGGAAGAAGCGCAGUUCUGCAGUCGUGCAUGAACAUCAGCAUCAGCAGCCUCCUCUUGUAAUCAUUUUUAAAGAUUUUGAAGCUUUUAACCCCAAGGUUCUUCAAGACUUCAUACUCAUCUGCAGUCGGUACAUCGAGCAUCUCCCACUCAUGUUCAUCUUUGGGAUCGCCACGUCGCCCAGCACCGUGCAGCACAUGCUGCCUCACUCCGUGUCCUCGCUGCUGUGCAUCGAGCUGUUCCAGUCCCUGUCCUGCAGGGAACACCUCGCCACGGUCAUAGACAAGUUGAUCCUGUCGCAUAAGUUCCCUUUUAAACUCAGCAAGAAAGUAGCGCAGGUGCUGACCAACAUCUUCCUCUACCACGACUUCUCAGUCAAAAACUUCAUAAAGGGUCUGCAGCUGGCUCUUCUGGAGCACUUUAACUCACAGCCGCUCAGCGUGCUGUGCUGCACCAAGGAGGCAGCGUUGCUUAAUGUGAUGCAGCUCAGUCCUGGCAACUUGAAGAGGAUCAGGCAGCUGCCAUCAUUCAAGAGGUACAUGGAGAAACAGGAGAAGCAAGAACAAGUCAACCUGAUGACAGAUGACACUCACUUAAAGGAGGUGUGUCACAAACUGAUAAAAGACCUUCACAAAUAUCACAAAGCCUAUUAUCCCAUUCUGAGGUGUCUCCACACACUGACUUCAUCUUUACCUCGAUAUCCUCUUGGAAAACAGAUCAUGGAGCUUUAUUUGAUAUGUCUAGAAAAUAUUGUGUGGGAGUCUGAGGAAUACCAGUCUGCCAUGAGUCUUCUCAAGAUGCUGGCGAAAGAUGAGUUGAUUUUGUUGCUACAGAAGUGUGCAGAGAUUCUGAAGUCUGUCAAAUCGAAGAGCGUGAAGAAGGCUCUGGUACAGCUGGAAGAACUUCUUGCCAAGUUCAAGCAGCUGGACUCUGCUGCUGCUGAAAUCGUAUCCAGUGAGGAUGAAAAUAUCACCUCUCCAGUGAAAAAUCUUCAAAAGAAAACAAAUUUGUUCCAGCUGCAGAAGACCCUGCUGGAGAUGAACGAGUCUCGUCGAUCCAAGAAACUGAGUCCGUUCGAGACUCUCAGAAAGGAAAGCCUGGAGUUUAUCGACGGCUUGGUGAAGAGCCACCUGUCGCAGCCGGAGUCUCAGACUCUCCAUGAGGUCUGCUACUACAGCUCGUCCGCCACCGUGAGACACCACCUCAACGCAACUCCUCGUACCUCCAUUCAGGAAGCGCUCAGAAAUCCCCACUACUAUCUGCAGAAUGAAACCUUGAAGACGGAGGAUGGGACGCUAUCCAACGCUGCUCCUGACAUCUGCAUUGCGUACAAACUCCACCUGGAGUGCGGCAGGCUGAUCAACCUCUAUGAUUGGCUGGAAUCUUAUGCCACCGUGGUUUCUGGAGCUGAGGCCGACCGUCCAGACUCUGAAGCUUCUGGGAAAGUGGACGAAGUCAGACAUGCUCGUUUCAUCCGCGCCGUCUCGGAGCUGGAGUUUCUGGGCUUCAUCAAGUCAACUAAGAAGAAAACUGACCAUGUGGCUCGACUCACCUGGGGAGGCUGCUGACCACAACCGCCAAGAAAAAACAAACAGCUGCUCUGUUCUGUUUUUUUUCUUUUUAGUUCGUGUGCAGAUCGACUUGUUUUCCAGUAAUAAAUAGUAUUCAGUGCCUGGUUGUCAUGGUGCAAACUUUUUUCUCUCCAUUUUCAAAUGCACGUCAUAUCUGGUGUUGAAUUGAAUA
Cololabis saira (Pacific saury) is the source of this 2501-nucleotide messenger RNA. It is a transcript of the gene orc3, whose product is annotated as origin recognition complex, subunit 3. Lineage: Eukaryota; Metazoa; Chordata; Actinopteri; Beloniformes; Belonidae. Gene Ontology annotation, biological process: DNA replication initiation; DNA replication. The coding region runs from base 155 to 2326 and encodes 723 amino acids. The record is from RefSeq and is a predicted model, not a curated record. Gene Ontology annotation, cellular component: nuclear origin of replication recognition complex; DNA replication preinitiation complex; nuclear pre-replicative complex. Gene Ontology annotation, molecular function: DNA replication origin binding. The transcript is spliced from 20 exons.